AUGACUGGUGAGAUGCAGGAUGCAGCAGAUCUUCUGGUAGCCCUUGGAUUCUGGGAGAAUGUCAAACAUGCAAGCAUAGCGGCUGAAGAGGCAGGCGGCGUCAUCGCUCUCUGGGCAGGACCUACCGUGAUAUUCCUUAUCAACGACCCAGACGACGCCAUGACAGCGCUGAACACGUGUUUAGAGAAGAGUUACUUUUACAAGAUGGGCUCCAGUUGGGUCGGUAAUGGCCUCAUCACUGCCGAUGUGCCCACAUGGAAGCGAAACCGCAAACUACUGAACCCUACAUUCAGUCAGCACGUACUUGACGGAUUCCUGGGCAUAUUUAAUCGGCAAGCGGCAUUGCUGGCUCAAGAUUUAGAAGCUGUAGCUGGCACAGGUCCUUUUGACCCUACAGAGUAUCUGACUGAGAGGACCUUGGAGAGUGUGUGCCGUAAGUUAUCAUUGUUUUGCUCUUUAUACUACUAUUUUGUGGCCAUAUUUAACCGGCAAGCGGUAUUGCUGGCUCAAGAUUUAGAAGCUGUAGCUGGCACAGGUCCUUUUGACCCUACAGAGUAUCUGACUGAGAGGACCUUGGAGAGUGUGUGCCAGACGGCUAUUGGCAUAUCACUGGACGACAGAUCGGUCAUCGACACCAAAUACAAGAAAGCCGUGGAGACAGGGUUUGAUUUGCUAGCGCAGAGGCUGGCUAGCUUCUGGCUUCAUCCCGACAUCAUUUACCGCUUCACGGCGAUGAAACAGAAGGAAAAUGAUGCCAUGGCUACGCUUCACAACAUGUCUAGAAGUGUUCUAUACAAAAGAAGAAAGGAACGCCAAGAAGCAAGGCUAGCUAACACAUCAUCUCGCCGCUUCAUAGCCUUCCUAGACCUCCUUCUCGACCUGGCCGAAGACGGUUCCUUCACAGACGAUCAGAUUCAACAGGAGCUGGAUACCCUCAUCGCAGCCGGACAUGAUACGUCAUCCAGAGCUCUCAUCUCCACUCUAGUGCUCGUUGGGACACAUUUGGAUAUCCAAGAGAAGAUUUAUGAAGAAAUAAUGGCAGUCCUCGGCUCCAGUGCGGACUUGUGCAAGGAAGACAUGGCGAAGUUGGUGUACACGGAGGCGGUCAUUAAAGAGGUGCUGCGCAUCAGCCCUGUGACUCCCAUCAUCGCGAGGGAUAUUGACAAGGAACUUAAACUUAAGAACUAUACUCUGCCAGCGGGUAGCGGUUGUAUCGUAUCCUUCUGGGGCAUCCAUCGCCUGCCGAUCUGGGGCCCGGACCGCAUGGAAUUCAAUCCAGAUCGCUGGCUGGACCCCUCCAAGCUGCCUCAGAACCCUGGCUGCUAUGGUGCUUUUAGCCUUGGUAGGCGGAACUGCAUUGGAAAAAACUACGCAUUGAUGUCGGUGAAGACGAACCUUGUGCACUUGGUACGAAAGUUCCGCAUUACGGCCGACUACAGCAAAGUGAAGCGAAAGUACGAUUUACUGCUCAAGUACGUGGAGGGACAUCACAUCGCUUUACAACUUAGGAAUUGAUCUAUCACGCACCACGAAAAAACAGGCC
Molecule: messenger RNA, 1543 nt
Organism: Cydia strobilella
Lineage: Eukaryota; Metazoa; Arthropoda; Insecta; Lepidoptera; Tortricidae
Product: cytochrome P450 4C1-like
Exons: 11
Coding region: 1-1515 (504 amino acids)
Molecular function (GO): monooxygenase activity; iron ion binding; oxidoreductase activity, acting on paired donors, with incorporation or reduction of molecular oxygen
Source: RefSeq, a predicted model, not a curated record